CAGGUAGCCAGUCUCCUUGCGCGCAGCGAUCCCACUGCGGCCCACGGCUUCAACAGUCUUCCAGGCCUCAACCAGUUCUCGACGUCCACACGCGCCAAAGCGGAUUCGUGCAUGCACAUAAACCACACGCGCCAUGGACUUCCUCAAGUCGGCUGUCGCCUCGGCGAUGGCCAAAGGCCCGCCGUUCCCCUACACGUUUGGCGACAAGGUCGAUCUGGACCCCUCCAUCUGGACGCUCUACAACGGCACGCGGCGGGAGGACGGCUCAAACUGUAGCAUCUUCUCGUUCGACAUCUCUGCCAACCGAUCUGCCCUCCCGCUUGCGAAGAACGCGUUGAAAAAGCUCCGAACGCUGCGGCACCCCGGCGUCAUCAAGGUGCUCGACACGGCCGAGUCAGAUACAUACAUCUAUAUUGCGACGGAGCGGGUAGUACCACUGCGCUGGCACGUCAAGCGCAAGAGUCUGAGCCCAGAAACGACAAAAUGGGGGCUCUAUAACAUUGCGAGGACAAUCAAGUUCAUCAACGACGAGGCCGCAUCAGUCCACGGCAACCUGAAGGUUGCUUCGGUCUACACAACCGAGAGUGGCGAGUGGAAGCUGGGCGGCUUCGAGGUGCUCAGCAACGUCAAAGAGGACGAGGCCGUGAUAUAUACAUAUGGCAGCCUCGUGCCGGACUCGGGACGGUACACGCCCCCUGAACUCGCCAAGUCGGGUUGGGAUGCCCUCAAGCGCAGCCCGCAUUCGGCCGUCGACGCUUACCAAUUGGGCGCCUUGAUCUUCGAGGUCUUUAACGGCACUUUCAAUGGCGGCGAUCAGGCCGGGCAAACAAAAAACAUUCCCCCAAGCAUGCAUGCUAGCUACAAGCGCCUCACCAACGCCAACCCCAAAGCGAGACUGAGCGUCGCCCACUUCCUCGAGCAAGGCCGUCGAAACGGCGCCUUCUUCGACACCGCUCUAAUCAAACUCACCGACGGCAUCGAGAACCUGGGUGUAAAAACAGAGGAGGAACGAGAAGCCUUCCUAGACGAUCUGGAGCAACUGACGGAUGACUUCCCCGAGGACUUCUUCAAGAUGAAAGUCUUACCUGAACUGCUCAAGUCUGUAGAAUUCGGUGGCGGCGGUCCCAAGGCAUUUGGACUGGUGAUGAAGAUCGCGACCAAGUUGUCGAAUGAAGACUUCGACGUCAAGGUCACUCCAGUCCUCAUUCGGCUAUUUAGCAACCCGGACCGGGCGAUUAGAGUGUGCUUGUUAGAUAACCUGCCACUCAUGAUUGACCGGUUGUCUCAAAAAGUCGUAAAUGACAAAAUAUUUCCCCAGAUAGUUACCGGUUUCACGGACGUCGCUCCUGUUGUAAGAGAACAGACGCUCAAGUCCGUGCUUACGUUCGUCCCAAAACUCUCCGAUCGGACCAUCAACGGAGAGUUGCUGAAAUACCUGGCCAAAACCGCCAACGACGAGCAGCCGGGCAUCCGCACCAACACGACGAUCUGUCUUGGCAAAAUCGCCAAGCACUUGGGGUCAUCCUCGAGGGCAAAAGUCCUGAUCGCCGCCUUCACCCGCUCACUCCGCGAUCCCUUCGUCCACGCCCGCAACGCCGCCCUGAUGGCGCUGGCGGUAACAUCCGAGUACUUUUCGGAUGAGGAUUGCGCAGUCCGCAUCCUGCCAGCUGUCUGCCCCUCCCUCAUCGACAAGGAGAAGCUCAUCCGCGACCAAGCAAGCAAGACAGUCGACGUCUACCUCGCCAAGGUCAGAAAGGCCGCCGCCAGCAUGCCCGACUCCGCUCUUCCUCGCGAGAGCUCCGCCGCCGCCGCGGGCGGACCAAGAAUGAGCACGCCACAGCCCGCCGAGUCCGCGGCAGCCUCCUGGGCCGGCUGGGCCAUCUCCUCCUUCACCAACAAACUCUCCGCGGCGGCGGGCGAGAUCCAGCCAUCGACUACGCCCGUCAACGGCUCAGCUCCGCCGCCUCCUUCAUCCGCGAAACGUCCCGCCGCAGUCUCCCAACCCGCCUCCACCUCCUCCGCCUCCACCACCCUCCACCGCCAGGCCGUCAAAUCCUCGCCACCAUCCGCCCCGCUGACUUCGAAAAACCCCUUCUUCCAGGACGACGUCGAACCCGCAGCGGAUGACGACGCGGCCGACGCGUGGGGCGACAUGGACGACAUGGACGACGAGGCGGAGCCAUCCCAGCCGCAGCCCGCGGCGGACGACGCCGCCGCCGACACCGGCGACGGCGAAGACGCCAGCGCUUUCUUUGCCGGCGGCAGCAGCAGCAGCGCUAAUAAUAAGCCUUCCAAACCGCUCUCUUCGGCGGCCAGCAACAAAAAGGUGGGCGGCGGCGGUGUUGUGAGCGCGACCCCCUUCGACGACGGCUCCGAGCCCGACUUUGCCGGGUGGCUGGCCGCGCAGGCGGAGAAGAAGAAGAGCGCGCUCAAGAGCGGGGCAGGGAAGGCGCUGCCCAAGGGGUUGGCCAAGGCCAGUGCUGGCGCUGGUGCUGGCGCUGGAGUUGGUACUGGUGCUAGUGGCGGCAAUGUCGGCGCGAAGAAACCUGUUGCGACGGCGGCGGCGGCGGCGAAGACCAAGGCGGCGACACCGGCAGCGGCGCCGGCAAAGAAGAAGAUUGAUUUGAAGCCGAAGGAGACGGAUGAUGAUGACGACGGGUGGGGAGGGUGGUGAUGGAUGGAUGGAAUGGGUGGGGUGGUGGCUGAGUGAGGGCUGUUUCUAUAAAGGAGAACUAGAGGGUGGUGGAUUGGGUAUAGGUAAGGUAACUAUGGGCUGUCAAGUACGCUAGGGAUAGU
Molecule: messenger RNA, 2796 nt
Organism: Thermothielavioides terrestris NRRL 8126
Lineage: Eukaryota; Fungi; Ascomycota; Sordariomycetes; Sordariales; Chaetomiaceae
Exons: 7
Coding region: 134-2674 (846 amino acids)
Biological process (GO): protein phosphorylation; tRNA export from nucleus
Cellular component (GO): cytoplasm
Molecular function (GO): ATP binding; protein kinase activity
Source: RefSeq, a predicted model, not a curated record